Molecule: messenger RNA, 4326 nt
Organism: Trametes versicolor FP-101664 SS1
Lineage: Eukaryota; Fungi; Basidiomycota; Agaricomycetes; Polyporales; Polyporaceae
Exons: 3
Coding region: 1-3960 (1319 amino acids)
Source: RefSeq, a predicted model, not a curated record
AUGGCGCGGAGGCCGGAGCGGUCGUUGGCGACAAACACGAUCAAAUACCGAAAUGGCAGGAGUGACGCGCGAAACGCCCAGAAAUUGGCCUCAUUCUCCUCCACCCCGCUUGUCGCCUCCCUCCUCCUCCUCUCCGUCCCCGCCGUCGAGCUCGCUCCCCGACUCGACGCGCCCAUGCCGUUCCUGGGCAUUUUUGGAAAGCGCGACAAGCACAGGACGCAGGACGCGGCCACCGAGCACUCCACGAGCACCACCUCCGACUUCGACUCCAGCGACCCCGACUAUGUUUUGCACUCAGCCGCGAGUGCGCCGCCGCGAUCCAUCUACGCGGGUCCUUCGGGAGCUUCAUCCUCGAAGCUGAAGCUGGGUCUCAGGUCCAAGAAGCCCCUCGUCUCUCGGACCGACACGAACCUACUCUCUCCACCGUCCAGCUUCUCUGCUGUCAGGUCAGAGUCCGACCAUAACCUAUUCAUUCCUCCACGUAGAUCAGCGGUGUUUGCUGCCUAUGACGACCCCACGAAUGCGCUCUCCACGAGAUCCCUACCAGUGCAGCCCACAGCAUCCUCACACUCGAACUCGAAAGAGUGGAUCGACCUCGGUUCAGAUGCUGCCUCUCCUCCCCUACCUCCCAAGCCUAACAAAGGCAUCUUCUCCUGGGCUCAUCGAGAACGAAAAAAGUCCAAGCCACCACCGCCCCCACGAACGUUGGACUCACCCGCGCCGCUUCCCGACAGUACCAUGGAUCCAGAUUCAUUCAACCUGCGUUCAUUCCGUCAUGUCCGCCCUGAAUCCCCAAGCGACUCAGUCUCCAUUCUACCACCUGUGCGCCCUCGCCCGCGCGAAGGCAGCUUUGCGUCGGACUCGUCGCAGCGUAUCUCGGUUGCUGCCUUCCGAGAAGCGCAUGCACGGCGCAGCGCCGCCAACUCUCCGGUACCCUCGUUCUCCCAUGACGCCCUUUCUCCAGGAUCGUCGGCCGGUCUACGACCGCCAUCAUCCUUCGUGAACCGUUCCUCCGCAAGGAUUUCGGGUGCAGCCAAGUCAAAUGAUUCGUCUUCCAGUAGUUCCGAUGACUCCGAGGACGAUGAUUCGGAAGCCUCCUCCACGUUGAAGCCGCGUCGCAAUCGCACGAUUACCCAAGGCAGCACGAAAUCACCUAUAAGCCCCGGGCAGAAGUCCAUAUCUGAGCUGGGCCAUCGAGCAGCGCGUCCUAGCCCUUCACCAUCUCCACGUAUGGCGAAAUCAACCUCCUCGCACUCUGCAUUUCCUCCUGCGGCCCCAGCCGGGAAGGAUGCUGGGCUCUAUUCGCGACCUCGUGCAUCAGCCUCGACCUCAGCCCUGCAGCCCGAUGUUUCAGCCCGCCGUCCUUCAGGGAUGGUUUCUCACCAGUCGGGCCCACAACAGCGCCCUGGGAUCCAGACGCCAGGACAACCCGGUUCCUCUCCUCAAACCUCUGCAACCAAGCCAGCUCCUCCAAAGCCCCACUCUAUCCUUAUCCGUUCCUCUUCUUCAUCUUCUAGCUCAAGCAGCUCUUCAUCGUCGUCAGAUGAUGCACCACUCGCCACGCUCAUCAGUGCGAGGCGCCCUGGCAGUGCCGCAUCGUCCGCGCCGUCGUCGGCGACACGAGCGCAGUCGCGUGUACCGCCAAAGCCACUCAUUGACAUAUCGACGAUCGCAACGACACCGCCUAUUCGACCUCCUGUCGACCGGCCGCCUGUUCCUGCGAAGGAGUCGCCAGUUGACGACAGGAAGAGCCUGAUGAAUUGGCGUGAGAAGGAGAAGCAGGCAUCCCCGCCACCGACGACACCGACACACGCCGCGAAACCUAGCUUGAAUGAUAGGUUAGCGCUUCUGGCCAAAGGCGCCCAGUCGCCGUCUACAGACAGUAGCCAAGAUGGGUCAAAGGAGGAAGAGAAAGAGCGCGGCAGGGGGCGCAAGCCCCCUACACGAAGUCAGACGCAACCCCCGGAGGCCACUCUAUUCCCUUCGAAAGCAACAGCCUCGCCCUCACCAUCACCCUCGCCUGUGCCGCCGAGGAAGCCGAAUGGACGUUCGAUGUCCUCGCCAAACGCGACGUUUGAAGACGUCAAACAGCACGAUGGCAAGGCCGCCCCAGACGCGCCUCCGAUCGUGCCUACCCCCAUCCGCACGCGGACGCCACCACCGGCUUUUGCGGUCACGUCCCGGCCCACGUCCCAGUUCUCUAUGUUGUCUAUUGGAGCCCUCAACCAGCAAGAGCCACAGUGGCAUGCUGAUUCACGAGCAUCUGAAGAGACGGUCAGGACGAGCCGCGCAAGGGCAUCCACUCUCAUUGCCGAUGGCGAGCAGGCGCGAUCGAAGGGGUUCACUGGUGGUGGUCUCUUGGCUGCAGCCGCAGCCGGGUCGACUUCGUCAUUGUCCGGUCAAUCGACUGGAAGUGGCGCCGUCCCUACGCGCGCUGGACGACAGCGUGCUAGUACCAUCAUCUCGUCAUCGCCAGCGCCAGCGCCUUCAAUCUCGCCUUCGCCGUCUCCUCUGGGAAGCUCUGUGGACGCACGGUCACGGUCAAGGUCGAACGUGCGCCGGAACUCGCAGCUCGACACGCCGCCCCAUGACCUGCCGCCUCCGCGCCUGGUUACUCGCACCACAAGCCCCGACACCCGCAAUGUUGGCUCGUCCGCCUCGUCCCCGACAAUGCGUCCCCUCAAGUCUGCUUUGAAGCCAUCGCCGCAGCCGUCCCCCGUCUCCGAGGCCAACGCUCCGUUCCCUCGCAGCCGCACUUCUUCCCUUGCGGCGUUCUCGUCCUUCCCCACACCGCCGAGACCGUUCGCGGAGUCAAGCUCUGGGUUUGGCCUGCGCGGUAACAGCCCUGCAAGCUCUACGGGCGACUCGAGUAGUGGCCGGACGCCCAUCACGCCGGUGGACGGUAGCGACCUCAGUGCCACCGCGCCUUCGGCAAUGAGUGCACAGCGGCGCACGCACAGGAAGAGCGCAAGCGUCACGUUCGACGAACCUGAACGUGGGCGUCCUGGGGUGCGCGGAGAUGUGGAUAAUGCGGAGGGAUCUGGCCCAGACGAGCGCAGAAGGCGCGAACGGCGCCGCAGCGAGGCUAAGGCGGCGAUCGAGCUCGGUAAGAUCGUCAACGGCAAGGGCCCGAUCGCGACGGACGACGACGACGAGGGCGCCCGCAUGGACAACAUGGGCCCGCGCAUGAACAUGUACAGCCCAAUGAUGGGCGCAGGCAUGAGUCCGAUCAACGUCACCCCGCCGACGCCGAUGUCGUUCAACGCGCCGCAGACCCCAACGGGCAUGUUCAACCCGGCCGGCGCGGGCAACUUCAUGUUCCCCAUGAUGCCCCCAAACGCCGACCCGGCGUUCAUGGUCGCGCACCAGCAGGCGAUGCUUGCGGCGAAGCAGGCUUUCCAGAUGGCCGUCGCACAGCAGGCGCUUGCUGCCGCGAACGAGGAAUGGGAACGUGGGUCUUCGGCGACGAGUGCGUUCGGUGCGUACGGUGGCAUGGGCGCGAACGGCGGGAUGUUCCCGGGCAUGAACAUGGGGAUGGGCGGUAUGGGCCUCGGUAUGGGCGGUCCGUGGCAGGGUGGCCCGAUGAUGUUUCCGAGCUCGCAGUCGAUGUACGGCGGGAGCGUCGCGGGCGGGAGCGAGCACGGCGGAGGCAGCCCUGGCUGGGGCUCACGCAGCGCGUACGGCGAGCCGAGCGGGUACGCGGGCAGCCCUGGAGAGCGCGCAUCGAUGGCGUUCCGCAACUCGCAGUACUUCGGGGGCGGAGGCGGUUUCGGGUCUGGGGCGCGUUCGGAGGUAGGGGGACCGACGAGCGCACGGAGCGGUGGUGGAGGGGGCGGGGGCCAGCAGCGGCCGAGAACGCGGACGAACCCUGCGAACGAACCACUGCCUACGCAACACGCAAAGAACAAGGGCGGGCCGCCACCGUCGAGCUGGAACGCGCGGACUAACAGACCGGGUUGAGGGACGUCGCCGAUGCCCCUCGCACUCAGGACGUAUGUGAUUCAUUGCACACUCUCGUCGCUUUGUUUGCAUGUUUUCCUCCAUCCCAUUCCCUCCUCUCCUUCCCCUCUUCUCAUAUCCGUCCUCUCGCGUCUCUCCUGUCAUCUUCAACUACACGGCGUCAUCUAAGCCAUCCAUAUUCUUGUGGACAUAUCACCAUCCUCGCUCUUUUCUUGCCGCACGUAUUUACGCAUUCCUUAUGAUAUACCCUGCAGCUUACCACACGCAUUCUACUACUAUCCACGGUUUCCGCUCCGCGCACGCGUUUUCCGAUGCACCCUAUUGCGUUAUUCUGUCCAUGGUACUCUUUCUGCGCACACAUCAUAC